ACGCCUUCAGCAAUGUGAAAGCCGUUAUUGUUGAUGAGGUGAGCAUGAUUGGGGCCGAUGUGUUAAACAAUAUUCAUGCUCGCCUUCAAAACAUAACUGGUAAUUACGACAACCCGUUCGGCGGCAUGCCGAUUGUAUUUUGUGGUGAUCUUCGGCAGCUACCGCCAGUAAACGCUAGACCAGUCUACAAACCAAGUGUCAACUCCAUGCACGGUGCAGUGUUAUGGCAGUCAUUGGAUUUCUAUCCCUUGGUAAAAGUAAUGCGCCAGACCAACGAACAAUUCUCCACCAUCCUUACCAAAAUAGGAAAUGGCGAACGGCUGACUUCAGAAGAGACUGAACUCAUAGAGAUUAGGUUCCGCUCAGCAGAAUGGUGCAAACAGAACCUUCCUGGUGCAGUACGGCUGUUUCUCAGGAAUGCAGAUGUGGAACGUUACAAUGCGGAGUCGCUAGUAGAUCGAGAUACAGUGGAUUGUGGGGCGGAUGAUAACUAUUCCGGGUACAGAAACGACCAGCAACUUGCGAGUGCGCGCUCCACAGUACACAAAAUGAGCGUCAUGGAAACUGGAGGUUUACCGUAUUUGCUGCGAUUCGCAGUUGGAAUACCGUAUAUGAUAACCACAAAAAUAGAUGUGGAAGAUGGUAUCGUAAACGGCGCAAUCGGCGAGUUGAAAUACGUUGAAUUCUAUGAAGAUGAUCCACAACAACCAAUUGUAAAAAUUUGGAUCAAAUUCGAGAACGAUUCCAUCGGGAAGGUUCUGCGAGUGAAGUCGAGACCAGCCGUGUAUUCCAAACCUGGCAUCCUUCAACCUGAUUGGACUCCUGUUUGCAAACGGUCUACAAGUAUCAAAUUAAGCAGUAGUAUCAAAUGCAAACGGGUACAAUUUCCCUUGGUGGGUGCAAGUGCUCUAACCGUACACAAGUCGCAAGGUGGUACAUUCCCAGAAAUUGUGUACGAAUAUGAUAAAGGGCAGGAACAGCAGCUCGUUUACGUAGGGCUCUCGAGAGUGACAUCCAUUGAGGGAUUGUUCUUGACGAACGCCAACAACGUGCUCAAGUUCCAUCAUGCCAAGGGGACUGCUUCGCCCAGAAUCCAGGAGCUGCGAACGGAACUUCAGCGCCUGGGAAAUCAUACGCUGGUUACAUUAGGUAGUGAAAUGCUUGAAUUUAUCACUACUGGUAGCCAAUCCGCUGUAUUGAUGAGCCUGAACGUUCAAAGUCUCAAUGCACACUCGAAAGACCUUUCAACCGACCCAGUUCUGACAAAAGCAGACAACUUUGCACUCAGUUAAACGUGGACAGAUAAUGAUGAAGAGCUAGAGAUAGACGGCUACAAGUGUAUUUCAAAGCACAAACGAGAAAAUCAUCGUGCUGGAGGUGUCGCUAUCUUUCAAAAAGUUGCAACAUGUUCAUUGUCGUCGAUGCACACCAUACAGAAAGUGAGUGAGACUCAUGACCCUAUGCUGCUAGAAGCGGAAUGUUAUGGUGACGUGGUUGCUGCAGAAAUUACAUCGGACAGCUAUAAAGUUUUUAUAUUUUGCGUGUACAUUUCUCCAAAAACGUCAUUGAAACUAGUGAAAAUGUUUCUGACGCGCAACCUGUUUUACUAUGCGUCGAAGGAUAUUCCAAUGAUCGUCACAGGUGACUUCAACGUGAACAUAGCGAAAGAUGAAAAUUGCGAAAUAACCAGUUUUAUUAAUCAGUACAUGAAAUUCGAUCUCAUCAAUGAUCCAAGAAAGGCAACCACUUUAGGUGAAUCUUGCAUUGAUUUAAUUUUGCAAAGAAUAUUUCACAAUUGUCUACCAGAGCGUUCAUCUCGUAUUUCUCAUACCAUCGUCCGUUAUUCACUCUACUGCCGCGCCAGCAGUAACAUCAUACCGUUUCGUUCCGUAGCAUGUGAACGUAUAAGCUUCAACCCGUCGUCCGAUUUUUCCAAUCAUCAGAAUCGUCAUCCCACUCGAUUUGACAUUCACAGAGAGCAAGCAUUUGCUUUAGUUACGAAGUUCUCAAAAAUUCGAGCGAAUUAUAAGAUUUGAAUUCUUUGACAGAUUCUAUUUACUAUACUAUUAACUUCUUCUCACAUUCAAAGUGUGCCCUAACUACCGCUACAGAGUUAUCGUUCACGUCCACCCAAUCAUGACAUGUACCAGAAGCCUAGUCUAUACUUCUAAUUCUGGAAAUUAAAACCCUGGAUAGGUACUUCCGAAUUCCAGCAAAUCGUAAAAUUCAUGUUUUUAAGCUAAACCAAUUCAUUUAAUAGAUGAACAUGCACACUUCCCAGUGAUAUCUGUGAUUGUUGUUGAAAUCAGAGAGAGUUCACUCUUUCUAACAUAUUUAGUACGCGGAACCAAGUAUUCAACCCUGUGACCACACGUUAUUGGCGAUGACUUCAUAUUCCAGGCCCAGUUUCAUGUAAGGUUGACAACUUUAUAGUUAAUGUGAUACAUACUUUUUCUAAUUCACAGUGCGCAACCAUCAUCAUCGAUCAUAGCGAAUGCAUUCAAUUUACCUAUUGCUGUAUAUCAACAA
Molecule: messenger RNA, 2529 nt
Organism: Wyeomyia smithii (pitcher-plant mosquito)
Lineage: Eukaryota; Metazoa; Arthropoda; Insecta; Diptera; Culicidae
Product: ATP-dependent DNA helicase PIF1-like
Exons: 2
Coding region: 45-1292 (415 amino acids)
Biological process (GO): DNA repair; telomere maintenance
Molecular function (GO): DNA helicase activity
Source: RefSeq, a predicted model, not a curated record